AUGGCCAAAGGAGGCAACGUUGUGACUCAUAAAAAUGACUCAAAUCUCAGUUUACAUGCCAAAAAUACCAAAUUGAAAUCAUCGAAAAUUAAUCACAAUUCAUUACGACUAUCAAGUUUUUUAUCAAAAAUAUCCGGCAAAAACAAAAAAUCAUCAAGCAGCCACUAUUUAUCUGCGGAAGCACCGUUUACCGUAACUCCAGAGAUGUCCGCAGAGGAAGAUGGGCCAUUCGGUGUGGAAGUAUCAUAUGUGGAAACCGAAAGUGAAUACAGUAGCGAUUCUGAGAGUACAAUUCCGGUUGCAGAUGCUACUGGUGCCAAAGCAGUACCUGUGGUAAUCAGCUGUCUAGAUAACGCUGCAUUACACGAUUCAGCUACCACCGCCACGUCUUCAUCUGAUUACAGCAGUAGUUCUAGAACAACAAGUUCGACAAGUGCGAAGGAUUAUAAAAUCUUUGAAAACGUUUCGUGUCAUGACUCAACAGUUCAGCAAACAUUGGAACAAACAGCCAAUACAGAAGUGGCUACAUCCGAUUUUUGUACAGAUGUGCUUGAGAAAACUGAUCGGAGAACGCAAUGCGUUCUCCGAAUUUGGGAAAAAUUGAAGCAUAUUGUUGUUGGGGCGAUAAAAUUUUUCUUGGCCUUAUUUUUUAUCCUUUCAAGUUGUCUGAUUGGCAAAGUGCUGUAUGAUGACCUGCAUCGAAUUGAAGUGGAACCAUCAGCUUUAUGCAGUUGUGUUCAAGCCAUUGAUUCUUGGCUUUCCUUAGGUUUAAGUCAAGCAGUAAACUGUCAGAAUGGAACGAAGAGUUUUCUAGCUCGACUAUAUGAUGAAGCUGAACUAGUAACAUGUUUUGUGAUUGGGCUCUAUCAUUCUGUCUUGUCAUCAUUGAUAUCAAGCACACGACUAAUUGAAAUAGAAAUUAUGAGCUUAUAUGAAAAGUAUUUUCCAGAAAUAGUUGAAAGUGGAAAAGAAAUUCUAAAUAAUUGCCAUGAAAUGGUUUGGACUAAUAAAUAUUUAAAAAGUUAUGUUGAUCUGAUUUGGACAUAUCAGAACAACUGGAUAGGGAUGUGUUUGCAGUGUUGUACGGAAGUGUAUUUUGUUUUCAAAGAUUAUGCCUUACAAAUGUAUGCAAAUAUCUUGCAAUUUUUUGGCUUGGAAGUUGAAAUAAAUGUUUCUCAUGAACCUAUACUUACCUAA
Thelazia callipaeda (thelaziosis nematode) is the source of this 1197-nucleotide messenger RNA. The record is from the annotation of a GenBank genome assembly. Lineage: Eukaryota; Metazoa; Nematoda; Chromadorea; Rhabditida; Thelaziidae.